AUGAUUAAAGCCAAUCAUGACUGGAAGAAAUUCGUUUGGGAAGUUGAGCCUUUGCCAAGAAGUACGGUCUUUUCUGAAUCAGAAAAUGAUGUAAAAGACGAAGAUGUCAGGGAACCGCCUGUUUUUGCAGAGAAACCGACAGUUGAAGCCAAGAAGGAGAAGCGUAAGCUAAAUGAUCCUGGUGCUGAGUCUCGAAAGAAACAACUACUUUGUCAACAGGCAUCUGAACAUAACACUGGUGUCUCUGGUGAAAUGAAGUCCUUUAUUGAGGGUAUGUUCACCUCUUUCAAGGAGAUGAUGCAGAAGGACCUCCAAGAGUGUUUUGACAAGGUCGGCACUGAGGUGGCUCAUAUUAAAGAAAAAGUGUCUCAGAUUACAUGUCCUUCAGAUACAGUGGGGAAAAGCAAAGCAGAUGAGAUUCCGACUCCUUCAGGAUCACUUGGGAAUGAUCAAGAAACAUCAUCACAGAGUCCGGGUCCUUCAGCAACACUUGGGAAAGAUCAAGCCAAAUCAUCUCAGAGUCCAUGUCCUUCAGCAAGAAAAGGAAGAGGCAAUGCAGCUGAGAGUGUGAAUCCUCAUCCGCUUCGUCGUAGUCCUUGA
This is a messenger RNA of Eruca vesicaria subsp. sativa (arugula), 600 nucleotides long. The record is from the annotation of a GenBank genome assembly. Lineage: Eukaryota; Viridiplantae; Streptophyta; Magnoliopsida; Brassicales; Brassicaceae.